AUGAAGGUUGUUUUUUGUUGUAUAUAUUUCUACAUAACAAUUACCCAUGCCGGAUACAUAGGACACCCAUUUACCCCAUUUGGAAAUGUGAUAGCUCAUCAUUCUUUUGCAACAUUCACACCCGUCAUCCAUCCAUUCCCUCAAGUCCACGCGACGUUUUACAAACAACAUUUCGUACCGCAAUUUUUUCCGCAAGUUGUACCCCAUAAUAUAAUUUAUCAUAGCGUUCCCGGAGUUAUACAAUUAGUACCCGUUGUACCCGGAAAGGAUGGUGAUAAAGGUACUAAAAAACCCGACGAUAUGAAACCAACGGAGGGUAAAGAUUUUAAAAAGGAAGAAACAACUGAAGAACCUAAAAAAGAUGAAAAAAAAAGUGACGGUGAAGAUUUAAAAGCUUGA
Molecule: messenger RNA, 399 nt
Organism: Pediculus humanus corporis (human body louse)
Lineage: Eukaryota; Metazoa; Arthropoda; Insecta; Psocodea; Pediculidae
Exons: 2
Coding region: 1-399 (132 amino acids)
Source: RefSeq, a predicted model, not a curated record